Condylura cristata (star-nosed mole) is the source of this 711-nucleotide messenger RNA. RefSeq lists its product as uncharacterized. Bases 1 to 711 code for a protein of 236 amino acids. Gene Ontology annotation, molecular function: protein binding. The record is from RefSeq and is a predicted model, not a curated record. The transcript is spliced from 6 exons. NCBI's taxonomy places the organism in Eukaryota, Metazoa, Chordata, Mammalia, Eulipotyphla, Talpidae.
AUGGCGGCUUCAUUCUCCUCAGGUGGAAACGAAAGCAGUCAGGAGAUUUUUCCAUCUAAUUCAUCAUACUAUUUGUCUCUGAGUGAGACACAUGCCCAGCUGCUAAGGAAUAGAAUAUUUCCUUUGCAUUCUGAUUCUGGAAUAUGUUCUCUGCUUCCAUCAGAUUCUUUUAAAUACCUCACUUGGCACAGGGUAGAACAACAUGACAUUCAAGGAAGUCAACUGCGCUGCCCAAGAGUAAGAGAAGGACCUCCUGAAGAAGAGUUGCUUCUGAGACAUGAGGAGAACACCUUGUCUCCACAGGGAAGAGUCCCUGAGAAAAUUAAAUGGAAAACAUGGCUACAGGAAAACUGGGAAGACUGUACGAAUUUGAACCUGUCAUUUCAGGAUUUGGGGGACCCUUAUCAAGUUGAAAAUUUUAAAAGAAUUCUUAGAAGACUAAUUCGAGUCAAAACCCUCUGGUUAGUGGAUAAUUCACUGGUGGAUUUAAGUGCCAUAAGAUUACCAAGCUGCAGAAUUUUAAUUAUGAACAAAAACCACCUUACAUCUUUCAAGCAAUUGCCAAAGAUACCUCAGAUACAGCAUUUGUCCUUGGCUGAAAACCACAUUGAGACAUUGACUGGGCUCUCCAGUUUACACUGUACUCCAUUGGAAUCCCUUGUGCUCAAAAGGAACCCUUGUGAGUUUCAUCAAAAUUACCGUAAAAGGUAA